AUGACAGGGGUGGUUGUAUUCGCUCUCUAUUUAUAUACACUGACGCAGUGUGUCAUCGCGGCAGAGACAAACUGCAGUCGCAUAUUCCAUUCUGUUGAUGAUCUUGAAACCAUUGAUUUAACAAAAUCCUGGGUCAACUCGGACACCGAUCUAUACACCUACAUCCCAAAGCCUCUCGCUAAUCAUACUGCGAUAUACCUGGAUGAGGGGGCCGCCUGGUCGGAUAGUGAAAACCUCUUCUUCUAUGGUGGCUAUAGGAGUGGUGUAAAUGGCCCUUCGGUCCCUCCUCUCGGAACAUGGAAGUAUAACAUCGCAUCCAACGAAUGGACCCAUGGCGGAUUUUCGGGAGCUGCACUUAAUUCAAUGGAAAUGGUCCGUGUUUACGACAUCGCGGAGCAGAAAUGGUACAGUCAGAAAACCUCGGGUGAUAUUCCCGGCUGGCGAAUGUCGGGCUGUACUGUUGUUGCGCCUGCCCAGGAUCUAUCAUCAUAUUCAAUCAUCCGGAUUAAACACAAAUGUGUACGGCCUCAGAAUAAUACCAUGAUAGUCGUGGGAGGGAAUACCCCAGUCACGAAUCGAGAAUAUGACCCUUUGCCACAGAAUUGCGACAGCGCUACGUUUGCCAAUGGGAUAGGCAUCUUCGACCUACACUCCCUGUCCUGGCUAUCUAACUACAAUGCAAGUUACAACGAUGCGUAUAUAAUCCCUUCCAAGGUCUCCGACGUUAUUGGUGGCAGUGAAACUGGCGGAGCAACAGUAGUUUCGCCCAAGGAUGGAUUCAAUAGUACUAGUAUGGAAGCUUUAUUCAAAAAACGAAAUAACGUCACGGAUUCCAGUACUUCAUCGACUUCAGCACCCGGUACGACUGGGGAAAGCUCUAGGUCAUCUAAGAAAAGCCUCUCCGGUGGCGGUAUUGCCGGAGUGACGAUUGGCUGUGUCGCUGGUGUGGGCUUGAUUGCUGGCCUCGCAUGGUUCCUCACCCGAAGACAUCGAAAAGCAAAAGCUGCGAGUAGCUCUCGACUGGCAUGGCAGAGCGACGCAUCGGCUAUCCCGCCGCCGGAUCAAAGCUCUCGGAAAGAGCUGUACGGCAGCGGACCAGAGGUCCAUGAGAUGGGAGUCAGGGACCAACCCCGCUUCGAAAUGCCCGCCGAGGGGGUUAAACGAUGA
Messenger RNA from Aspergillus pseudotamarii, 1167 nucleotides. RefSeq lists its product as uncharacterized. Bases 1 to 1167 code for a protein of 388 amino acids. Gene Ontology annotation, molecular function: protein binding. The record is from RefSeq and is a predicted model, not a curated record. The transcript has 5 exons. NCBI's taxonomy places the organism in Eukaryota, Fungi, Ascomycota, Eurotiomycetes, Eurotiales, Aspergillaceae.